AUGUCUUCCUCGCCAGGCGACGGACUUCGUGAUGAUGAUGGCGCGGCCGCGCCGCUAGAUCCCUGGGCGGAAGCCGCCCGGGCUGCUCAUCCUCCUGGUGACGUUGAUUCUCCCGACGGACGCGGUGAAGACGGCGGUAGCACCCGCCGUGCUUGGCGGAAAGGGAAGCAUUCGGGCGAGGACGCCGAGAAUGCGAAUGGGGACCCUGCCUUUGACAGGGAUCAUAUCAAGAGCGAGCCUACUUCCUCUGGCGACCAACCGGAGGAGGACCGUGAGUGGAAAGCGGAGCCUCAAUGGGGGCCCUAUGACCCUACGAAGCAUGCCUGGAACGGUGCUUGGCCUGACAACUCUCAGUGGGAGACCUCGUGGAAGUCUGGAUGGAACUCUGGAUACCAUCAUGGAUAUGCCUGGUCUGGGAAUGCUCCUGGCGCCACCGGGAAUGGCGGAUGGGAAACUUCGUGGACCCGUUCUACCUCCGGGACCGGAUCCGGCCAGCCGUGGGAGACUGAGUGGACUCGUACAAACUCGGUGAACACCUCGAACGCGCCAUGGGAGACCGAAUGGGCCCGUUCUACCGGUACGAACUCCUCAAACAACCCUUGGGAGACGGAAUGGAACCGCAACGCCAUUCCUGGAGAUGCGUGGCAGCAGCAAUCUCUGACCUCAGACGGGAAUCCGUCCCGGCCACCUUCUUCUGAUGAUGGAGAACGGCGCGGAGCUCUGAGUGAAAGGAUGUCUGUGCCUUCUUUCUCGGCGGACAAUAGCGGUGACGAACUUGGCCAGUCUGCUCGCAGCUACAUCAGGCAGAUCGAGGCAUGGGUCCGCGUCACCCGGACUCCCUGUGCCCAGCAAGCUCUGCUGCUGUACCAGAACCUGAAGGGCCGUGCGUGGAUCGAGGCUGAGGAACUUGAGGUCGCUGAACUUUGUGUACCUGAUGGCGUGGAGAAGUUCAAGGCCUGGAUUGCGGAGCGCUACCAAGAGAUCGAGGUGGGCAAGAUCGCGGAGGCCCUUAACGGUUUCUUCAGGAAGCUACGUCGGGGUCCCAACCAAUCGGUGCGAGAGUUCAACGCGACCUUCGACCGGGCCUACGCGAGAUUGGUCGAGAUCGAGUGCAAGCUCCCCGAGACGGCCCGGGCUUGGGCGUACUUGAGCGCUCUCUCCUUGUCGCACUCGGAGGAGCUGGCUAUCCUCGGCAGCGUGAACAAUGAGUUCGUGUGCUCCAAGCUUCAACGUGCUGCGGUUCUACAUGAGAAAAGUCUUCGACGUCCCUGGGACAAGGAUCACCCGAAGUUGUGGGACCGCUCCAAGAACAACCUGAAGGUGAACUCUGCCAACAAUGCGGAGCCCAUCCCGGAGGAAGGCGAGGACGACGGCGGAGACCUCGAGACUGAGGUGCCCCAGAACCCGGACGAGGAGGAGCUCUACGAGGCAUUCAUGACCGCCAAGGCCCAGUACCGCGAUGCUGUGAAGGGCCGCAACUUGGAACCGGAAGAGGUGAAGAGAGCUAUCGAAAGCAAAAUCCAGAGUGCGAAACAGCGCUCCUUCUGCAGUGUCUGCAAGCAGCGCGGCCACUGGUACAAGGACCCUGAAUGCCCUGGACCUCCGAAUGGCAAACCGAAAGGAAACCCCGAACCUGGCAAACCCCAAACCGCCAACAUCUCCAAUGAGGUCUUCAUGACAAGUGGCCCGCUGAGCGAGAACCUCCUUGCGAUCACCGACAGUGCCUGUACUAAAUCCGUGGCCGGGACCUCUUGGCUGCAGCGAUAUGUGGAGGUCCUCAAGUCUUUCGGGAUCGAGGUCCCGCUGUUGGGGGAGUCUGAUAAUUUCCGAUUCGGCGCCUCCCGCAUCUACUCCUCUAACUACGCCAUCGUGGUCUCUUUCAAGGUGGGUUCUUCUUGGGUGCUCGUGAAGGUAGCAAUCAUCCACGGGGACCUCCCGCUCUUGCUGAGCCGAUCCGUUUUGGCCGAACUAGGAAUGGUCUACAACCUGAAGGAGCAUAAGGCGGACUUCGAGGCCGUGCGCGUGACCGGGUACCCACUGCUCUCGACUCCUACCGGGCAUCCCGCAAUCAGCGUUCAUCCUGGAGGUCAGGGCAUCCCGCCGCAAGCACGGCCAGACAUGUGGGACGCCAACAAGUGCGUCCGCGGUGAGGUACAGAUCCUUCUCGGCUCGGCAGCAUACAUGGCGGAUUGCAGCGGGGGAACGGGUCACUGUGAAGCAUUUGUAGCUGCUAAUGCCCUUCUUGAAAGUCGAGAUCGUCAAGCACUGUUUCCCCAGAUAUUUUAUGCCAAGAAGAUCCCCCCUGAAGUGAAGAACCUCCUUGUCAGUGAGACGCUAUCUGUUGAGAACUUCGUGAAGUGGUGGAACCAAACCCGUAUUAUGUCCGAUUUCUGGAUAGAGACACCGUGUUCGAUGGUACGCAUUCAUGUUACUCCUCGGAAGUCUUUGUUCAGUCCGACGAAUUGGGGCACUCAACAAUCUUUGCUGCGAGACAAUCUCUUGAAGGUUCUUGGUAGUAUCAGGGAAACUUUCAGCAUCAGUUGCCGAUCACAGCGCGGUCUCCCUCUGGCAGUUGACUUCUGGAAUGCGAUGCCCACGGAAGCCUCGAACUGUCACCAGUGCCUCUGGGUUGGCCGCACAGUGUUCAAUCGUAGACCGAUUGCCCCAAUUCGAACUCCGCCCGGCCUCUCUGGUAAUGUCGUCGCAGAACUCCUUGCCGAAGCGACCCGCCUCAGCCUGAAUCCGAUGACUACGUGGACCGUGGAGGAGCUGCGCAGCGCGAUCACCGAGAGCAAGGCGAUCGACAAGGCGGAGAAGGGUGUCCCGAAAGGAUUGUCGGGCAUGAAGCUGGCAGACCUCAAAAUGGAGGCCGAUCGCAUCGGGGUGAUCUACGACUCCAAGGUGACGAGGGGAACGUUGAUGCGCCACAUCAGAGACUACCACGAGACGCCGGACAACACCAUCAUGCAGAUCGGCCGCUACAAAGGGAACGCGUUCUUCCAGAUUCCCCGUCAGUAUGCGGAGUGGGCGUGCCGAGAGGAGCGCGAGAACGGGAUCAAUAUGAGUGCGGACCUCAAGCGCUUCGUUCUCUGGUACCGCCGGAAGACGGAGGAGAAAGAGACGACGCGCGGACCUUCGCGGCGCGAGAUGAUGGAGGAGCCCGAGCGCUAUGCCAAGGUUCCCUAUCCGGGGUCAGCAUCGUCCCGGUCCUGGGAGGAAGUGUCGGCGAUGAGCUCCGUGGACAAGGACCAAAGGCCGCUGACUCCGUCGAGUUCGACAAUCCAGAUCCCGACGAAGGGGUCGCCGGCGAAACGCAGUGUGGAGAAGGAGACCGCCAAGGAGAGGAUGCACGUGGACCCUCCUUCCCAGGUCCUGGAGGAGAUCAAGGCGCUGGAGCAACGCCUUGCGGUGCUGAAGGAUCAGACCAAGGAGGACGCGGGCGGGGACGACGUGGAGGAGUUCUACGAGGACGCGGCCUUUGCCUACCACGACGGCGACGAGGAUGAUGCGGAGAUGUGGGACGAGAUCACGGGUGAGAAUCAGGACUCCUACGUGUUGCUCUCUGAGAACGUCGAGAACUUGAUCUCCGAGGCCACAAAGAACAAGGAUUUCAGCGUGGCCACCCUGGCCUCCAUCCUGGAGAAUACCUUCGGAAUCAACGGCGAGGACUUCCCACGUCGUGGAGCCCGAGCAAGACGGAAAGCCAUGGGAGAGGACGACACCGGGAGCAACAGGUUGUCGCUUGGAUACUACACCUACGGGAACAUGCGUGGGAUCUGUGCGAAUACCUCCAAGUAUGCCUCGCUUUGCCUCUACCUGAAGGAAUACAUCCUUUCGAAGUACCCGGAGGCAAAAUGGUCGUCCCUCUCAAUCGCCUUCAACUGCGCUCCCCGUGUACACUCCGACUUCAACAACCUCAAGGGGACCCUCAACUACAUCACGUGUGCCGGCGAUUUUACCGAUGGAGGCGGUCUUUGGCAAGAGAAUGGACUCGUCAAAGGAACUGAUGUCAUGCUGGACCCAAAGGGGCGCGAGAUCCGUGGAAAAGUGCUAUGUGCCUCCGGCUGUGUGGUUCCAUUCCGACCCGAACACUUUCACUCCGCUCAGGUCUGGCAUGGCGGGAACAGAUGGUCUGUGACGGCUUUCUCUACUAGAGGAUUCGCCGGAAGCACUCAAGGAGAGCGACGUCAACUACGACUCUGGGGGUUCCCUCUACACGAUCUCCGGCAUCUUUCACGUGAUCGCAAGCAGAUUGUCGACCACCCCACCAAUCAAAAGGCCCUACCUCUCUGGGAGGACACGAAUGCGACCACAACGCCGCCCUCCUCCUCUACACGCCCCAAGAAGAGUAUGAGGAAAAGCUUGUGGAGGAAUGCGGCCCGGGCAAGCGCUUUUCUCACCUGGUCUUUGUCAUCACUGUCUAUGGCACUUGCGGCGGCCACACCUUCUGCUGAGGUACUACCUUCCUGCUCUUCGGUGGCCCUGCUUGAAAUCGGCGGCAUGGAGCAAACUCUCCUUGCUACCUCGGACUUCAAUUGCUACGCCGCCGAGCCAAUCCCUUGGGAGGACAUACCUUACGACGAUGCGGGAGGCCAUGUUGUCAGGAUGCUCAACCAGUUGCGGCCCUCUAUGUUGUGGAUCCAUCCUGUUUCCCCUGACGAGUCCUACGAGGAGGCCAAGUUCUUCGAGGUUGUGGACGUUUGUGGCAGAUGGCAAGUACAGCAGUAUGGAUCAGUUGUGGUUCCGAUAGACAAGCUUUCCAUGGAACUUCGAGGACGUGUUCUACGACAACUCGAGAACUUGGGCACCGUCGACACCCUCGUCCUCGAUGACAAGACGUGCUAUAAGGCCUCUACCCCAAGUACCUCUUCGAGUUUCAUGGCGGAGGGCGAGUCUGGAAGGGAACCAGGCGAAGAGCAACUUCGCGAAGGGGCAGCUGGCAUCACGUUCGACAAGAAAGUGCCCAAGGAUGUCGCAGCCGCCCUUCGACGACUACACCAGAACCUCGGACACCCUGCCCGUGAAGACCUGGUUCGCCAUUUGCAUUUGGCCGGGGCCGACAAGGACGUGAUCAAGGCAGCUAAGAGUCUCUCCUGUUCUACCUGUGCGAGGGCCAAAGGACCCAAGAGUGCCCGCCCGGCGGCGGAACCCAAGCUACUGGAGUUUGGAGAUGUGGUCGGAGUCGAUAUGAUGUAUGAUUACGACAUUGACGGCAAGAAGAUCAAGCUCUUCUCCAUUGUCGACCACGCCUCCUCAUAUCAAGUCGUGGUCCAAGUACCCCGACAGACCGGAGCAGUCCUGGAGAAGAUCUUCGUGAAGCACUGGAUCCAGGUGUUUGGAGCGCCGAAGGUGAUCACUCUCGACCUCGAGCGGGGCAUCCAGGAUGCCUUCGGUCGACUUGCCGACUGGUUCCACAUCGACCUCCGCACCAGCGCCGGACAGGCCCAUUGGCAGUCCGGAUUUACGGAAAGGCACGGAAAGUGGUGGAAAGAGAUCUUCGCGAGGGUGGUCAAGGACCAGACUGUGCGGGGAGACGAAGUGGAGGAAGCCAUUGCAGCAACGUCCUCCGCAAAGAACGAACUUCGCCGCCGUUGUGGUUGGGCUCCAUGCCAGAUUGUCUUCGGCAAGAACCCCCGCAGUGAUGAGGAUUUGAAGUUCGAAGUGGAAGAAGGCGGAGGAGAACUACUUCGGACACCGGAUUCGGCCCAACACCGGCGCGAGAUCAUCCGGAACUCCGCUAAGAUGGCCUUCUUCAAGUCGCGCACAGAGGACAAGAUCCGGAGGGGGAUGUCACAAAGAGCACGCGUGAAACCGCGAGACCUCGAUAACGGGGCCAUGGUUCUGUUCUGGAGGAAGCCAGCCAACAAAAAGACCGGACUAUGGAAAGGGCCCGGAGUUGUGAUUGGGCGACAGGACAACAACUACUGGAUCUCCCACAGUGGACGCUGCUACCUGUGCGCCCCCGAACAUCUUCGCAAAGCUCUCCCGGAGGAGCUCGGUGGCAUGUUUGCACUGCGCGCUACGAAGGACGAUCUACUACGCCUGGUGGAGAACAACUACGACGACUCCGCCGUCUUCCCGGGUGAGGACGAUGCCGAGAUCCAGGACAAGGACCUCUUCGAUGCCGUGAUGGACCUCUCCGAGGUGGAGGGAGACAUGGACGAGGAUGAGACCGGCGACAUGGAUCUGGAUAAUGGAGACCUACCUGAGGGUGAACCUUCCGCCCCUUCUCAAGGCGAUCCACCCCGCGCCGUCCGCAGGAGGUUUUCCACGAAAAGGCCAGAGCCCUACGACCACCCUGGAGGUGGGGACGACAUCAACGAGACCUACAUGCUUAAGCGGGCCACCACGAAGCGCGGCCGGGACAAACAGCUCGAGAAGGAGAUCCCGUGGUCUAUGAUACCAGAGUCGAAGCGACAACUGUUCAUAGAUGCUGAACACAAACAAUGGGAAGAACAUCUUCGCCUCGGAGCCCUUCGACCUCUCAGCCUUGCAGAAAGCGCCGAGAAAGCCAAGUCCGGAAGAGUGCUCUCUUCGAGGUUCGCAUAUCGCGAUAAAAAUCUUGCCCGAAGACGGACUGACCCUUCGGUUGAAUGGAAGGCAAAGUCGCGACUUGUGGUGUCUGGGCAUACGGACCCGGACAUAGUAUCCGGAGCUUUGCGGACGGAUUCCCCUACGGUGUCCCGCACGGCUGUGAUGACACUGCUACAGCUGGCCGCUUCACAAUCCGACGCCGGAUGGGGCGUCGCAGCCGGCGACGUCACCGCAGCGUUCCUCAAUGGUGAGAAGUUGGACCGCGAACUUUAUCUACGACAACCAAAACAUGGACUUCCCGGACUUCACCCAGAUCAACUUAUAAAGGUCGAGAAGGGGGUAUUCGGUUUGAUCGACAGCCCUCGAAAGUGGUGGAAGAAGUUCAAGAAGGACAUCCAGGAGAUGACCAUCGAGUUACCCGAAGGAAAGAAGGGCAAGUUCUUUGCGUCACCUUUGGAUCCGUGCGUGUUCCAGCUCAUCGAGCUCGACGAGGAUGGAAGACGGGGCGACGGACGCCCCAUCUGCUACGCGGCUGUGCACGUGGAUGAUAUCCUACUUGUUGGACCCCAUGCCCUCAGAGUUUCUGUCCAAGGACAACUUUCUGGAUGUUUUCCUGUCGAGGAGUGGGAAGAGGAUGUCUUCGACUUUAUCGGUUCCCAUAUUGAGACCCGACCUGAUGGCAUUUUUGUUUCCCAGUCCUCCUAUGCCACCAACCGACUCUUCGAGAUCUACGUCGACCCGAAGGCACCCGGUGAUGCCCUAGCCGACGCCGAGCAGGUCGCCGACAACCGCUCCUUGGUGGGUGCCCUCUCGUGGCUGGCUUCACAAUCCAGGCCAGAUUUGGCUUGUGGAGUUUCAAUGUGCCAGCAACUACAAGCCAGACCCACUAUUGAGGAUGUCCGGUUCACGAACACCAUGGCAAAGCGUGCACUACUACACAAAGACGAAGGGAUCCUCUUGGCGAAGAUCCCCCUCGAGGAGAUGGUGGUCACCGUGUUCCACGACGCUGGAUGGAGCAAUGCGCCGGACUUCAACGAGGACCCCGUCUACUUCUUGUGCCCUGAGGACGAGGAAGCCGGCUUGAUCGUUGAGGGGCCCUGGAUCACCAAGGCCCGGAAGACCAAGAAGAGGAACUCGAGCGUGGCUUCCCAACUGGGCGCUUUGGUCAUGCUAUGCGGCAAGGACGGGAUCAAUUCCGCUGGAGCUCCGGCCAGCAUCCUCGAAUGGCGCUCCCAUGCUUGCGACCGGGUAUGUAGGUCAACUUUCGGUGCCGAGACCAUGGGAUGCAUUGAAGGCUUCGAGCUUGGCCAGUAUGUGAGGGCAAUGAUCGACUCCUUCCUCACUGGCAAGAUCACCCGUGAUGCCGGAAAGAACAUCCCGAUGUUGGGAGUGACCGACUGCCGGUCCCUCUACGACCACAUGCACCGUGAUGGAUUGCCUCGUACACCUUCCGACCGAAGGCUAGCAAUAGAUAUUGCUUGCCUGAGACAGACGCUGAAGGAAGAGACUCCUGAUUGCGAUGAUGCUAGGGCUCCGCUUGUUUGGGUACCCACUCACUUACAAAGAGCGGAUAUCCUCACCAAGCCCAAACUCGCUAGCGAUUGGUGGCCUCUUUCCGGGCGACUAAGUCUCCCUGUAAAGGAAGGAAAGAUUGUUUUGAAGCAGUGUAAAUCUGAAGAUCGCAGUUCGGUCAUGCACAGCCAAUGUCCCUAA
Messenger RNA from Symbiodinium sp. CCMP2592, 8247 nucleotides. The record is from the annotation of a GenBank genome assembly. NCBI's taxonomy places the organism in Eukaryota, Dinophyceae, Suessiales, Symbiodiniaceae.